Aspergillus aculeatus ATCC 16872 is the source of this 1085-nucleotide messenger RNA. RefSeq lists its product as uncharacterized. Bases 162 to 1046 code for a protein of 294 amino acids. The transcript has a single exon. NCBI's taxonomy places the organism in Eukaryota, Fungi, Ascomycota, Eurotiomycetes, Eurotiales, Aspergillaceae. The record is from RefSeq and is a predicted model, not a curated record.
GUGAACAUGGCUAACACGUGCAGUUUCGGUGGCAGUUGGACGAUAAUGAAGGCCUGUGGGCACAUAUCCGGAAGGCAGAGGAGCUCGCGACGUCCAACAGUAUCAAAGAUCUGGUCAGAGCUGUGGAGACUCUGUACUACUCCUUGUACGCCAAGCUGAUCAUGGAAAUCGCGAACGCCGAGCUAUGCUCGUACUUUCACCUUGGGAUCCCCCGCGUCACGACCAAGGAUGAUUUUAUGCUUCCCGAGCAGCAUAGCACAAUGAAGAUGUUGCUGGUCUGUAAAGAAUCCCUAGACAGUCCGUCCGUGUGCCUGGUUUUCAACAAGGACAUCUUGCGCCAGCACCAAGCUGGGCUUGUCCGCCGAGCGGUGAAUACGCUGAGGGCGACCGGGUUCUCGCUUGAUGACCUCGUCGGAUACCGUCGGUUCACCCUGGCCUUGCUGGCAAAUCCAGAAUCGGAGUUCCGCCAGAAAUGGGACGGCCCGGGCCUCACAUAUCAGAUGCCCCCUAGGGAAGUUCUCAUUGCUGGGUCAGAGAAGUAUCUGUCAUUCGCCCCUAGGGACGCAAUUCGCACCAAGGUCCCGCAACUACGCCUGCGUUUCGUGGAAGAAAAUUCGGUAGACCCAGCGGCGUGGGAACGUGAGACUAUCCUCGGGCACCGUCAGGCAGUACUGGCCAUACUGGAAAGCAGAGUUAUCGGUGAAAUUCGACGUACGGAUGAGCGACGUGGUCUGAUCGAUUAUGCUCGUGAGAGAAGAUGUACCUGUAGAUCACCCUGCAGCUGUGCGAUGGCCUGUACCAUGAACCCCGAGCGUGUUUGUCCUUGUGCCGGAUGGAACUUGACCGUCAUGACAUUAGAAAAUCGCCGGAACUUUCCACACUUGAAGCUCGGUUCUCGGUGUAACAUCCUCGCCAGGAGCAUCUUCGAGGCAGUAUCGACCAUCCGGGAGGAUGAAGACCUCUGUUAUCUCGCAGUUGAGAUGAAAGGUGCGCUGACCACCAUCGCAAACGAGAUCGACAAGCUGCGGGCGGCCAAUGGCUGCUAAAGGACCUCACCUGAGCAAGCACUCGGUCCUGAGAAUCUG